Staurois parvus is the source of this 478-nucleotide messenger RNA. Lineage: Eukaryota; Metazoa; Chordata; Amphibia; Anura; Ranidae. The record is from the annotation of a GenBank genome assembly.
AUGUAUGUGAAAUGCUUUGAUACAGUAUUUUUUACUAUGUGAUUUUAGUGUAUUUAGUGAAUGUCACUUUUUGUCAUUUUCAAAUUUCCCGCCGUUCCGUCCCCCGUACGUCCCGACGCUCGCAAGGGACGGAACCCAGAUGACAGAUGCCGGCAUCCGCCGGAUUACAUUGCCGGGGACACUGCAGGGGGGACAUCGCGGGGAGCGCAGGACAAGUUAAGUGAUCGAGGGAUCCUGGAUCAAUGCUGCAUGGUAAGCCCGAGUGUAGCUCGGGGUUACCGCUUGUGGUACUGAAACUUUACCCCGAGCUACACUCGGGAAUACCGCCAGGGGGGUUAAUAAAACAUAGAGGGGGAUAUUUACUAAACCUGGUUCGCUCAGAAUCUGGUGCAGCUGUGCAUGGUAGUCAAUCAGCUUCUAACCUCAGCUUGUUCAAUUAAGCUUUGACAAUAAAACCUGGAAGCUGAUUGGUUUCUAU